This is a messenger RNA of Mus musculus (house mouse), 2008 nucleotides long. It is a transcript of the gene Coq5, whose product is annotated as coenzyme Q5 methyltransferase. Bases 21 to 1004 code for a protein of 327 amino acids. Gene Ontology annotation, biological process: ubiquinone biosynthetic process. The transcript has 7 exons. Gene Ontology annotation, cellular component: mitochondrial matrix; mitochondrial inner membrane; ubiquinone biosynthesis complex. The record is from RefSeq and is marked validated. Gene Ontology annotation, molecular function: methyltransferase activity; 2-methoxy-6-polyprenyl-1,4-benzoquinol methyltransferase activity. Lineage: Eukaryota; Metazoa; Chordata; Mammalia; Rodentia; Muridae.
GCGGUCGCCGGGGUGUCACGAUGGCGGCGCCCAGGUGCUGCGUUCUAUGGCGCGUCUGCGGCCGCGGGUGGUGGCGAGCCACGGGACACUGCAGGCUCCCCGGGUGUCAUAGAUCCUGGCCAUGGGCCACGCUGGGAACGCGGUCCUUGUCCCAGGAGAAGCGAGCCGCGGAAACGCACUUCGGGUUUGAGACCGUGUCGGAAGGGGAGAAAGGAAGCAAAGUCUACCAGGUGUUUGAGAACGUGGCCAAGAAGUACGAUCUGAUGAAUGACAUGAUGAGUCUCGGCAUCCAUCGAGCUUGGAAGGAUUUGCUUAUCAGGAAGAUGCACCCGCUGCCCGGGACCCAGCUGCUCGACAUGGCUGGAGGCACAGGUGACAUUGCGUUCCGGUUCCUUAGUUACGUUCAGGCACAACAUCAGAGGAGACAGAGGAGACAGCUAAGGACUCAGCAAAACCUAUCCUGGGAAGAAAUUGCCAAAAAGUACCAGAAUGAAGAGGAUUCCUUGGGAGGUUCACUUGCCACGGUCUGUGACAUCAACAGGGAGAUGCUAAAGGUUGGGAAGCAGAAGGCCUUGGACCAAGGACACACAGCUGGACUGGCGUGGGUGCUGGGAGACGCUGAAGAACUGCCCUUCGAUGACGACAGCUUUGAUGUUUACACCAUUGCAUUUGGGAUCCGGAAUGUCACACACAUUGACCAGGCUCUCCAGGAAGCCCAUCGGGUCCUAAAGCCAGGAGGCCGGUUUCUCUGUCUGGAAUUUGGCCAAGUGAAUGACCCUCUCAUAUCCAGGCUUUAUGAUCUGUACAGCUUCCAGGUCAUCCCUGUCAUUGGUGAGGUCAUUGCAGGAGACUGGAAGUCCUACCAAUACCUUGUGGAAAGUAUUCGGAAGUUCCCAAAUCAGGAGGACUUCAAGGACAUGAUUGAAGACGCAGGCUUUCAGAGGGUGACGUACGAGAACCUGACUACAGGGAUUGUGGCCAUUCACUCUGGCUUCAAACUCUAGCUCCUUUUCUACUGUGGCACACAGGCCAGUCAUUUCUACUGAACCCCGGGGCCAGAUCAUCUCCCUGAUGAGACAGUAGCUGACCAUUCGUCUCCUCUUACGGCCGUUAAGACUUUGGAUUAGCUCUCAUUAGUAGCUGCCCAGGCUGCUGAGGCCUUCUCCCAGAAAUGUCUGGCCUGGUUUCUGCUGGACUCCAGCUAGAGGCUUAGCCGUGCAGUGUGGGAGUCAGGUAAAACCAGCACGAUUGCAAUUCUCAAGUUUGUUCAUAGUUUCUUCCAUGACAGAUGUUUUCUAGAGGGGUAAUGGGUCACUGGAACCCAAGGAGAAUCUGAACCAGCUCUUCAGACCAGAUUGGAAUCUAAGGUGGUCCACAUCAGAACGCUGACAAUGUGGGCACCCAGCGGUGAGCACCUCUGAGAUCUGGGGCUAGGGGUACAGCUCAGUGGAGCACAUGCCUGGCCCGUGGAGGCCCUGGGUUUGGUGCUCCGCAGAAGCAAACAGAAGUAGGAACCUGUGAAGCAGUGAAGUUUACAAUUUGGGUGUGGUUGUUACUCUUUCCUGGAAGAGGUGACACAGAUAUACGCCACCCUCGGCUCCUGGCACUUACACGGUGUCUUACAACUCUCUGUAACUCUUACUAGGGAACCCAAUGCCCCCACACAAACACACACACACAAACACACGCGUUGACAUACAUAAAAAGUUAAAUAAGAAUCACAAAAGUGCCAUCUCAGCACUGCCACUGCUGAGCCAAGCCCGCAGAGCGAGUUCCAGGCCAGGCGGGACUGCAUGUUGAGCUCAUACUUCUCUAGAGAAGCUUAAAAGAAAAAAAAAAUAAGACUAUGCAUAUAGCCCAGUUCCUCCAGUUCCAAGACCAGCCAGAGCCUGAUCUCAUUGCCCUCCAUUGUGAUGUUAAGGGAUUUUCUGUGUAUCUUGAACCUGACACUAGGCUUUAUACAAACAUUUGUUUAAAAAAAUAUAUAAUAAAGUAGGGUUAUCUGAAA